This is a messenger RNA of Pochonia chlamydosporia 170, 2238 nucleotides long. Its product is annotated as GMC oxidoreductase domain-containing protein. Gene Ontology annotation, molecular function: long-chain-alcohol oxidase activity; flavin adenine dinucleotide binding. Lineage: Eukaryota; Fungi; Ascomycota; Sordariomycetes; Hypocreales; Clavicipitaceae. Bases 1 to 2238 code for a protein of 745 amino acids. The transcript is spliced from 4 exons. The record is from RefSeq and is a predicted model, not a curated record.
AUGGACGCCAUUGACAUUGGGGCUCCCACGCCAACCCCAUUACCAGAUGCUCCGGCCAAGGACUUCAUGACAGAUGCCCAGUGGGAGACACUCUACGCCCUUCUUGACGGCGUUUUACCCUCCAUCACAUCCACCACGUCUUCUGUUGUAACAGACAAGAACACCAGCAUUCUCCUAUCCGACACUGAAUUUGAAUCCCUCAUUGACGACUCCGUUGCCGCCCUUCCCAACGGCCCAGCUAGAAGCAAGGUAAAGGAAUACCUCGAGUUUCGACCGUCUCAAGAUGAAAAGUUCCGCGAGGAUUGUCUACGGUCCCUGGCCAUUGUUCCUCAGAGGGGCCAGUUGAUCAAAGUCUUGAAUCUUCUCGGUGGAAAUGCUGGCAGCAUGCUUCUGACUGGCUAUUGGACCCCCAUCACUCAGCAACCAACAAAGGUUCGAGAAGCCAUUCUCAAGUCGUGGGCCACCUCCCGUCUCACUGCUUUACGAAUGCUAUCCAAGUCUCUUGCGCAAAUGGCUCUAAAGGCAAAUUCCAUUUACAGCCCUUACUUCAGCGAGAUUUCAGGCUACUCAGAUGUUCCAAAAGACUGGAAACCCGUCGAUGGAUACGACUACAACUUCAUUCAGGUACCCGCAGGCAAUGGCGUCCACGAAAUCACCACCGAUGUGGUUAUUGUUGGUUCAGGCUGCGGCGGUGGUGUUUCGGCCAAAAACUUAGCCGAGGCCGGUCACAAAGUCCUGGUUGUAGACAAGGGCUACUACUUCCCUCCGUCUCAACUUCCCAUGACACAAGCCGCUGGUGCUCAUUAUCUGUACGAUGCUGGCGGUGUGUACUUUACCGACUCGGCGAGUAUAGGCAUUGUCUGCGGUGGCUCCUGGGGAGGCGGCGGUACUGUCAACUGGAGCGUCUGCUUCAGGUUGCAAGACUACGUUCGUGAGGAGUGGGCUGCCAAGGGGUUGCCUCUGUUCACGUCAAGCGAUUUCGACGAUAGCAUGGACCGUGUGUGGGACUUCAUCGGGGCUAGCAAGGACGCUAUCCGACAGAAUCCGCGAAAUCAAGCCGUGUUGGAUGGCAUUCAGAAGCUUGGCUGGAAGGGCGGCGUUGUCGAGCAAAACACUGGCGGAAAGGAACACUAUUGUGGGCAAUGCCAUCUUGGUUGCGGCUCAGGAGAGAAGAGAGGUCCUUCGGUGGCUUGGCUGCCUGCUGCUGGUGAUGCUGGUGCUGAAUUCAUGGAGGGAUUUGCCGUGGACAGAGUUCUUUUUGCAGAGGAUGGGGUUACUGCUGUGGGAGUGGAGGGUAAGUGGACAUCUAGGGAUGAGAAUGGCGGAGUACACGCACAUGAGAACACUCGAGUCCAACGGCGGGUUGUGAUUAAGGCCAAGAAGGUCAUCAUCUCGGGUGGUUCCAUGUGGAGUCCGGUGAUUUUGGCAAAGAGUGGUAUCAAGAACCCCAACGUCGGAAAGCAUCUCCACCUUCAUCCCGUCAACUUUGUGUCCGGUGUGUUUGGCAACAGGGACAUGUCAUCUUGGGAGGGCGGCAUCAUCACUUCAUAUGUCGAUGAGUUUGAAAACCUCGAUGGCAAGGGUCACGGUGUAAAGUUGGAACCAACCAGCAACAUUCCCUACGCAACAUACUCCGUCCAAAGCUGGAGAAACGGAGUCGACGCCAAACUCCUGGCAAUGAAGUACCGCCACAUCGGCACCUUCAUCUCCCUCACCCGAGACCGCGACACCGGGCGCGUGUACCCUGACCCCCGAAAAGGCACCCCCCGCAUCGACUACAACACCUCCGACUUUGACCGCGAGCACACCAUCGAGGGCCUCAUUGCCCUCGCCAAGAUCUGCUACGUCUCAGGGGCGACCGAGAUCCGCCCUCACCUCCAGCACCUGGAGCCGUUUGUGCCCAGCGACGGCGGCAAGCGACAGGCCGAGCACCAGCCUGGCAAGGACCCCGAGUUUACCGACCCCGAUUUCGCCGCCUGGCUUCGGGAGCUGCGUGCCGCGGACAAUAAGCCCCCUACUGCGCUGUGGAUGUCUGCUCACCAGAUGGGAUCGUGUCGUAUGAGUGCCAGUGAGGACACGGGCGUGGUUGAUAUGAGCGGUAGGGUUUGGGGGGCUAAGAAUCUGUAUGUUGCGGAUGCGAGUGUUUUCCCUAGUGCGAGUGGUGUUAAUCCCAUGGUUACGGCGAUGGCGUUGGCGGAUUGGAUAUCAAGGGGAGUGGCGAGUGAGUUGGAUGGGUAG